This is a messenger RNA of Aphanomyces invadans, 636 nucleotides long. RefSeq lists its product as hypothetical. Lineage: Eukaryota; Oomycota; Saprolegniomycetes; Saprolegniales; Verrucalvaceae. The transcript is spliced from 4 exons. The coding region runs from base 28 to 588 and encodes 186 amino acids. The record is from RefSeq and is a predicted model, not a curated record.
CGCUCGACGACGACAGACGCCUCAGGCAUGAUGGAGACCCCGGCAACGAUGCAAUCGAUCAUGGAGUUCUUCAGCAACAAGCAUGACGACGUGAAUCUAACGCCAGAAGAAACACGCAAGGUGUUCAAAGUGCUUGGACUGGAGCUCACCGACGACCAGAUCAAACUGUUAGAAGACAUUCCUGUCGAUGAGGUCAUCCAAUCCAUUGAUGCCCAGAGUGUGUCGCGGCCAACGUCGGUUGCCGGCGACGUCGACGAAGAAGAGGAGAAGCAAUUGCCCACACUAUCACACAUGCGACAGGAUAAUACCAUCUCGUACAACCAGCUCCACGAAUUCCUGCAAAAUUGCCACCUCGACAUUCCUCAGAGUGCAAUUCUUGAAUUCCUUUCAGGUUGCGCACCUGCCGCCACUAACCUUUUGGGGGCCGAUACGUUGUAUGUGGACAAGGAAGGAUUUCAAGCGUUCCUGCAACGGCACGCUGUCAGUGAACCCUCCCCCUCGAAAUCUGCGAAGAACCGCAACAAGAAGCGCAAGGCAAAAGCAAAGAAGCGCGCCAACGCCGCGGCUGCGUCUGGCGUCGCGCCGUAGUUAGAUUGUGUCAACCCCAAAUCAAGAUUUGGUUUCAUUCAUUCAAAG